GAGGGCGGCGCGGGCGCCAUUUUGUGCUCAGCCCCCGGAGGAAGCGGCGGCGGCGGCCACGGGAGCGCAGCGGUGCCCGGAGCGCGCGAUUUUUUUGAGCCGGCGGCGACCGCCCGCGUCCACCCCGCGCCACCAUGGCCAGCAACGUGACCAACAAGACGGACCCGCGGUCGCUCAACUCGCGGGUGUUCAUCGGCAACCUCAACACGCUGGUGGUGAAGAAGAGCGACGUGGAGGCCAUUUUCUCCAAGUACGGCAAGAUCGUGGGCUGCUCGGUGCACAAGGGCUUCGCCUUCGUGCAGUACGUCAACGAGCGCAACGCCCGCGCCGCCGUGGCCGGAGAGGACGGGCGCAUGAUCGCCGGCCAGGUGCUCGGUGAGCUCUGCGGUCAGCCCGGGGGGAU
Messenger RNA from Malurus melanocephalus (red-backed fairy wren), 403 nucleotides. RefSeq names its product heterogeneous nuclear ribonucleoprotein C-like. The annotation marks the transcript as partial. Gene Ontology annotation, cellular component: nucleus. Lineage: Eukaryota; Metazoa; Chordata; Aves; Passeriformes; Maluridae. The transcript is spliced from 3 exons. Gene Ontology annotation, molecular function: RNA binding. The record is from RefSeq and is a predicted model, not a curated record.